This is a messenger RNA of Tetrahymena thermophila SB210, 1680 nucleotides long. Its product is annotated as transmembrane protein, putative. The transcript is spliced from 17 exons. Gene Ontology annotation, cellular component: cytosol; nucleus; perinuclear region of cytoplasm. Gene Ontology annotation, biological process: nucleocytoplasmic transport; activation of GTPase activity. Gene Ontology annotation, molecular function: GTPase activator activity; small GTPase binding. The record is from RefSeq and is a predicted model, not a curated record. Lineage: Eukaryota; Ciliophora; Oligohymenophorea; Hymenostomatida; Tetrahymenidae.
AUGAUAUAAUAUAAUAAAUAUUACAGCUAAUUAGAAAAAUUUUUAAAGUCUUCACUCUAGUCUCAUUAAGUUCUCCAUAUUCAUCUGAGAAAGAAUUUAAUUGGUGAUGAAGUUGUAUCAGGCUUUAGUUCUGCCUUAGCAAAUUGCACUAAUCUAUCAAAUUUGACACUUAAUCUUAGUGCUAAUUAAAUUGAUGAUAAAACUGUAUCAAGCUUAGGUUCUGCUUUAGUAAAUUGCACUAAUCUCUCAAAUUUGACACUUUAUCUUAGUAUCAAUUAAAUUGGCUCUGAAGGGGCAUCAGGAUUAGGUUCUGCUUUAGCAAAUUGCACUAAUCUCUCAAAUUUGUAACUUUAUCUUAGUGGAAAUUAAAUUGGUGCAAUUGGUGCAUCAGGCUUAGGUUCUGCUUUAGCAAAUUGUGCUAAUCUCUCUCAUUUGACACUUGAUUUAACUGAUAAUUAAAUUAAUGCAAUUGGUGCAUCAGGUUUAGGUUCUGCUUUAGCAAAUUGCACUAAUCUCUCAAAUUUGACACUUUAUCUUAAUUCUAAUUAAAUUGGUACAAGUGGUGCAUUAGGCUUAGGUUCUGCUUUAGCAAAUUUCACUAAUCUCUCAAAUUUGAAACUUUAUCUAAGUUUCAAUGAAAUUGAUGAUGAAGGUUCAUCAGGCUUAGGUUCUGUUUUAGCAAAUUGCACUAAUUUCUCUAAUUUGACACUUUAUCUUUGUUCCAAUUAAAUCGGUUCAAUUGGUGCAUCAGGCUUAGGUUCUGGCUUAGCAAAUUGCGCUAAUAUCUCAAAUUUGACACUUUAUCUUACUUCCAAUUAAAUCGGUGAUAAGGGUGCAUCAGAAUUAGUAUCUGCUUUAGCAAAUUGCACUAAUCUCUCUAAUUUGACACUUGAUUUAAGUUCCAAUUAAAUUGGUGAUGAAGUAGCAUCUGGCUUAGGUUCUGCUUUAGCUAAUUGCACAAAUCUCUCAAAUUUAACACUUAAUCUUAGUUUCAAUAAAAUUGGCGUAAUUGGUGCAUCAGGUUUAGGUUUUGCUUUAUAAAAUUGCGCUAAUCUCUCAAAUCUGACGCUUUAUCUCAGCAACAAUCAAAUUGGUGAUGAAGGUGUAUCAGAUUUAGGUACUUCUUUAGCAAAUUGCACUAACCUUUCUAAUUUGACACUUAAUUUUAAUUCGAAUUAAAUUGGUACAAUUGGUGCAUUAGGAUUAGGUUCUGCUUUAGUAAAUUGUACAAAUCUCUCUAAUUUGACACUUUAUUUUAGCUUCAAUUAAAUUUGUGAUGAAGGUGUUUCAGGCUUAGGUUCAGCUUUAGCAAAUUGCACUAAUAUCUCAAAUUUGACAAUUAAUUUUACUUAAAAUUAAAUUUGUGCAAUUGGUGCAUCAAGUUUAGGUUUUGCUUUAAAAAAUUACACUAAUCUCUCAAAUUUGACACUUGAUUUUAGGUAAAUACAUCCUAUUUAUUUUGAAUUGUAAUAUUUUAGUUAUAAAAGUGAAUUUAAAACAAAACAACUCUUUAAUUUGUUUAUUAGCUUUUAAUUUGAUUUAUUUUUCUUUUUUUUAAUUCUCAAAAUUUUUAUUAAUUUUAAAUAUAAUUUUAAUUUAAAAAUUUUAUUCUAUCUUUUUAAUAAUUUAUAAAAAUUUAUUAUAAAAGUUUUAACUAAAUCGAAGAGCCACAAUAAUUGA